Messenger RNA from Hyla sarda, 8352 nucleotides. RefSeq names its product fibronectin type III domain containing 3A (gene FNDC3A). Gene Ontology annotation, molecular function: protein binding. Bases 449 to 4060 code for a protein of 1203 amino acids. NCBI's taxonomy places the organism in Eukaryota, Metazoa, Chordata, Amphibia, Anura, Hylidae. The transcript has 27 exons. The record is from RefSeq and is a predicted model, not a curated record.
GGCUGAGCCAGUACGUAGCGUCAGGGGGAACCUCUGCGUCUUGCGCAGUGACGUCACGGGAUCUCCUAGAAGCUGAGGAGUGUUCUGUGUUGUCCCUAGGUCUGUGGGGAGAAGCAGCGUCUCCUCCUCCUCCUGCCCGGCUCCUCAUGACCCGCAGUGGAUGUGAGCGGCGCAGUACUCGGUGACGGAGCUCGGCUGCCUGUUCACUCCUGAAGCCUUCACGGGGGAUAGUGAUGGAGCUGCUGGAGAGCUGUGAGUAGAGGAGGUGGCGGCAGUGCGCAGGUGACUACAGCUCGCCUGUCAGAAAGACAAACACCAGCUGAGUGCUUUAUACUGAACAUUGAGAUAAAGCGACACACAAGCUCUGGUGUUACCUCUACCAUAUGGAUCUCUUCUUCUACCUGAAGCACAUGGCUGGAACACUUUUCAGAGACUGAAGCCAUUUUAAAUGUAUGUGUUAUCAACAAUGGAAAAUCAUAAUCAUCCUCCUCCACCGCUGGACACCACCCCACUACUAACUGAUAUUCCACUUCUGCCCACACCUAUUGUCAAUGGAGAAGGCAGCCAACAGGUUAUUUUGGUCCAGGUCAACCCAGGGGAAGCAUUUACAAUAAGAAGAGAAGAUGGACAGUUUCAGUGCAUUACAGGUCCUGCUCAGGUCCCCAUGAUGUCUCCGAAUGGCUCAGUUCCUCCAAUCUAUGUGCCUCCAGGAUAUGCUCAGCAGGUGAUUGAAGACAAUGGUGUGCGGAGAGUUGUAGUGGUUCCACAACCUCCAGAGUUCCACACAAGUGGUCAUCCUGUCAUACAUCGGCCACCUCCCCCUCUGCCAGGUUUUAUACCCCUUUCUGCUAUGAUGCCUCCACCUCAUCGCCACAUUUAUUCAGCAGUCAGUGGAGCAGGAGAUAUGACUGCCCAAUACACCCCUCAGUAUCACCCUUCACAGGUAUAUGGAGAUUUGGAUGCUCUUUCUGGUCAUGGGAGGUCCGGACUUAGGGAUGAACGAUCAAGUAAAAUCCACGAACGGUUGCAGAAGAAGUUGAAAGACAGACAUGGUGCCCAGAAAGACAAGCUGAAUAGCCCUCCUUAUUCACCCAAGAAAAGCACGUCUCCGGUCAAUGAAUCAAAUGGAAUUAUUAAAGGGCAGACUAGUCCAGGGUUAACUACAGGACAAUCUAAGAACAAACAGAAAGGAAAGAAUUCAUCCCAGGUAGAAACAGAAGUACAAGAAAAAGAUGAAGAGACAAAAGCAUUAGAAGCGCAACUUUCCAACAUUUCAAAGCCAGAGGUGUCUGACAUUCAAGCAAGGUCUGUAAUACUGACUUGGUCACCUCCUUCCAGUCUGAUCAGUGAAGAAAAUGAUGGAACACUUACCCCUGAAGUUUACACCUAUGAAAUACUAUUAUCCAACAAUGGGAAAGAUGGAAAAUACAAGGUUGCGUAUAGCGGAGAGAAAAUCAGUGUUACCGUAGAUGAUUUAAGGCCUGCAACAGAUUAUCACGCCAGAGUGCAGGCAGAAUUAAACUGUGUUAAAGGAAACCCUUCUGAAGCUGUAAGCUUUACCACAAUGAGCUGUGAACCAGAAACUCCCAACCCUCCACGAAUUACAAACCGCACCAAAAAUUCACUUUCCCUCCAAUGGAAGGCUUCAUGUGAUAAUGGCUCAAAGAUACACAGUUACCUUUUGGAGUGGAAUGAAGGGAAAGGGUGCCAAGAAUUCUGUCAAUGUUACUAUGGACUUCAGAAGCAGUUUAGAGUAACAAAACUGUCUCCAGCAAUGGGAUACACUUUCAGACUUGCUGCAAAAAAUGACAUGGGCAUGAGUGGUUUUAGUGAAGAAGUCCUGUUCUACACCUCGGGUAGUGCUCCGACAGUGCCUGCAAGUCCAAUACUCAUUAAAGGCGGAAUUACUUGGUUGUCACUGCAGUGGACUAAACCUUCAGGGACACCGUCCGACGAAGGGAUUUCUUAUAUUUUGGAAAUGGAAGACGAAAACUCGGGCUAUGGAUUCAAGCCAAAAUACAAUGGAGAUGACCUUACGUUCACAGUGAUGAACUUGAGGCGAAGCACAAAAUAUAAGUUUAGGGUUAUUGCAUAUAACUCAGAAGGAAAGAGUGGUCCAAGUGAGGUGGUGGAAUUUUUGACUCUUCCGGACAGGCCAGGUGCACCCUCAAAGCCUUCUGUCAAAGGAAAGGUCCAUGCACAGAACUUCCGUGUUGUUUGGGAUCCACCAAAAGAUAAUGGAGGAGCAACAAUUACUAAAUACAUAGUGGAAAUAUCUGAAGAGCAAAGCGGAAACAAUUGGGACACUGUAUACUCUGGCCCUGCAAGAGAACAUGUGUGUGACCACCUGAGCCCUGGCUGCUCCUAUAGGAUCCGUGUUUCCUGCGCUAGUGAAGGUGGACAAAGCAUGGUUUCCGACAUCUUGACAGUUCCAACCCCAGCUGUUAUACCUGGACCUUGCCAACCACCAAGACUUCAAGGCAGACCACGGGCAAGAGAAGUCCAACUACGAUGGGCUCCCCCAUCAGUAGAUGGUGGAUCUCUAGUCACCUGCUACAGCCUCGAGAUGUGUACUGGUGAAUGUGAACAGAGAGAGGUAUACCAAGGAAAUGAGGUAGAGCACACAGUUUGUGGUCUUCAUCCAGGAAAAGCUUACAGCUUUAGGAUACGUGCAGCAAACAAAGCUGGGUUUGGACCAUUAUCCGAAAAGUGUGAAAUAAUCACAGCGCCAGGACCCCCAGAUCAGUGUAAACCACCUCAUAUAACCUGCAAAUCUGCAACAUGUGCCCUUAUACACUGGGAGGCCCCAAAUAAUAAUGGUGCAGACAUCACUGAAUACCGGGUGGAGUGGGGAGGCAUGGAAGGCUGCAUGCAAAUUUGCUAUUGUGGACCUGGCUUUAGUUACGAGAUAAAGGGCCUUUCACCAGCAAUAGUUUACUACUGCAGGGUUCAGGCUGUGAAUGUUGCUGGCACAGGCAUUUUCAGUGAAGUAGUCGCAUGUUUGACUCCUGCUUCUGUACCGGCAGCCGUGACAAACCUUUGGGGAAUGAAGGAAGAGGAAAUAGAGAGCCCGCAUUAUUCUCCCUCCACCUGCCUUGCUAUACAGUGGGAGAAGCCGUGUGACCACGGCUCAGAGAUUACUGGCUACAGUAUAGACUAUGGAGACAAGCAGACCAUCACCAUAGGAAAGACGUCAAGCUACAUUAUUGAAAUGUUACAGCCAGACACCACAUACAGAAUACGGGUUCAAGCCCUAAAUAGUCUGGGAGCAGGUCCUUUCAGCCACUCUGUAAAAUUGAAAACCAAACCCCUUCCUCCAGAGCCCCCACGUCUGGAAUGUGCUGUGUAUAGUCACCAGAGCCUUAAGCUGAAAUGGGGAGAUGGUGCGUCCAAAGCUCUCCCUACAGACUCCAUCCAGUAUCACCUUCAGAUGGAGGACAAAAGUGAAAGGUUCAUAUCUUUAUACAGAGGACCUUGUCAUACGUAUAAGGUACAAAGAUUAAUAGAGUCCACUUCAUACAAAUUUCGCAUUCAGGCUUGCAAUGAAGCUGGAGAGGGACCCUUCUCCCCAGAAUAUGUUUUCACAACCCCUAAAUCCCUCCCUCCUGCGCUGAAAGCUCCACGGAUAGACCAAAUCAAUGAUCACACUUGUGAAGUCAUCUGGGAGUCCCUCCCUACAAUGAAGGGAGAUCCAGUCAUCUACAUUCUACAAAUUAUGGUUGGAAAAGACUCUGAUUUUAAACAGGUAUAUAAGGGACCCAAUACAUCAUACAGAUACUCUGCCCUCCACUUGAACUGUGAAUACCGAUUCCGCGUAUGUGCCAUUCGCCAGUGCCAAGACGCUGCCGGACCUCAGGAUUUGACUGGUCCUUACAGUGCCACAGUCCUCUUUAUGUCACACAGGAACGAGUCACAAAGCAACACCAGCAAAGACAUUACUGAACCCAUAAGGACAACAAGGACGCUGAGUGACGAGCAGUGCGCUGCCGUCAUCCUUGUGCUAUUUGCUACAUUCUCCAUCCUGAUUGCCUUCAUCAUCCAGUACUUUGUCAUAAAGUGAAGGAAACCCAUUUAGCUUUAUCCUGAUCCCUAUACUUUAUUUUUUUACUUUACAUCUUCUAAAGAAAAACAUACAUUUUAUUUUCCAAAUUAUUUUCCUUUUAUUGAAUACAUGGUGGCAUGUAGUACAGCAUCAGGACUACUGUAGCAUGUCAUGUUGUCACUUCUGUCAGAUACAAAGCUUGUACAGUCCUGACUGUACUGAAGGCACAAGCCAGACAGACCAUGACUCCUAUGCCACCCGGUGUGAAGUUUACACACCUCCAAUGCUCCUCAGUUCUUUCAUGGUUAAAGAUUGACCUUGUGCAAGGAUGACAGAGAUUUAUUUAAGGGUCACCUUAAGUGCUGCAAAAAAAAUACAUUGUAAAAGAAAAAGUGGGGGUGUUCUUCUCGUUGUACUUCUACCUCCUCUGUGUCUUAAAUCUACCCUUUUUUGCUGCCUGUUGCGGUGCCCUCUCUGGCAGUAGCAGGGUAUUAAUUAAUCUAUAUACAGUAAUUUAUCUCAACUCAGGCAGGAAAUAUAACUGGAAUUUCUAGAAUAGUAUGUAAUCCAUAAACAAAAGAAAAAGAAAGUAUUUAUUGAAGAUAUUACAAAUGGCACAACUGGUUUAAUGUACCUAAUGCUUCUCGAUCAGAAGACUUAUGCCUUGUAGAGAUGUAAUAGUCCUUUUUGAGGCUAAGCAGGUUUACAUUUGCUUGCUUUUAGUGUGAGGCACUAACCCUUUAUCUAAAUGGAUAGACAAAACGUGUAGAAAGGACUAUUUCUGCUGAUCAGAGUAAGACUGCCCUCUUAUGGCAGGCCGAUGCCUUAAUGAGAUGUUGUACAGUACGCUAUAUAUUGUAUUAGGUAGUAGGGCUAAAGAUGAAAGGGGGAGAUCCAGUUUUUGUCUGAAAACUAAGGUAUCCAGUUUACAACUUGCUGAUCUGCUCAGCACUGUGACAUCCCCAGCCUGCUCACUUUCUGCAUCUCAUAACUUGGAAGUCAUCUUCAUUAAGAUGGUUAACUGCUGCCAAACUAAAACCUCAACCACACUAUGUACAGAGUAGAUCUGGUGAGUGAUGUCACUAGUAAUACUAAGUCUAACUCAGCAUCUAAGCAUUGCAGGAUAUACAAUGCUUCAACCCAUGCAGCCAUCCUGAUUAUAGUAUUAGUAAUACGGUUUAUAAGAUUCAUGAAAAGAACCAUUUCAUUGUCAAUCAUUUUUUUUUCAAAUGGAAAUGUAUUAGUCAGCACACUGAAUAGAGUCCAGUCUAUAUAGGAAAGGAACAUGGCUCACCAAGGUGUUUAUACUAUGGAAUCCCCAGAAGUAAAUAUGGCGUCUGGAGAUUCAGAGGGCGGCCAGUGCCAACUGAAUCCACAUACACAGCAAUGUAUUCUGUUAAAAGAAUGAGCAAGAUCAUUCUUUUGAAGGCAGAAUUUCAGCGGAAAUUCCUUAGUGUGCACUGUGCAUCAGAAUCCUAUUGAGAGCAAUUUGCUUGGAAAUUCCGAUGUGUGAACCCAGCCUAAAGGUUUUAUUCUUUGUUUGGUACAGGUUUUAGGCAUUUCUUUGACUUAGUAUUUUUUUUUGGACCUUCAUCAGUUAUUUGGAUUAAGAAAAUGAAAUAGUACAUCAUGGACAUUGUAUGUCAAAUGACAUAUAAUACAUUGAUGAAUUAUCUGGGUUUAGGUAUUGACACGCAAUAGAUACAAAUGUACAAAAAAAAAUACAAGGUCAAAGAAAACAAAAUUGAAAGCAGUCAAAAUAAUAGUGCUAUCAUUUUUUCAAUCUUUAAGUUCAUACCAGUAAGUAUUUAAGGCUAGGUUUAUACUAUGGAAUCCCCAGAAGUAAAUAUGGCGUCUGGAGAUUCAGAGGGCGGCCAGUGCCAACUGAAUCCACAUACACAGCAAUGUAUUCUGUUAAAAGAAUGAGCAAGAUCAUUCUUUUGAAGGCAGAAUUUCAGCGGAAAUUCCUUAGUGUGCACUGUGCAUCAGAAUCCUAUUGAGAGCAAUUUGCUUGGAAAUUCCGAUGUGUGAACCCAGCCUAAAGGUUUUAUUCUUUGUUUGGUACAGGUUUUAGGCAUUUCUUUGACUUAGUAUUUUUAUUGGUAUUUAUGCUUGAUUUUCCACCCUUACUUCAGUUUGGGAGUGAAAAACCACAAUGCAUGCUAGGUUGUCAGGAUGCUGAAUCACACAGUGGCCACUGUAAAUGACUCUGCGAUCAGCUGAUAAAGUGCUUAUACAUCAGCUGAUCACAGAGCUUUUGUGCGGUCCUAAAAAUUGUUGGCAGCACUUUUACCCAUGUAAACAGGGAAUGUGCUGAUCACCAUAAUGUAAGUCAAAUUUAGCUGGUUUCUUUGUGAAGACUUUCACUUACAAUAAUUGCCCAUUUAUCGAGUGCCAACCGACUAUUGAUGCUCGUAUCUGGUAGCGGUCUAGGUGUGUAAAAGGAGUCCUUGCCCAUUAAUAUGUGUAUAGUUAUGAUGUUUCAUUUUAUUUAGCUGCUACAAUGACUGAAGUUCCAAAAAAAAGUCUAAAUAUGCUUCAGCGUCCUACGAUUGCCUUAGCAAACUGCCAAUCCCAACUUGCCUGCAGUUUUUCCCACUGCUGAACUUUAGUUGGAAGGGUCUUUCAUUCUUCAUACAUUGAAGUACCCUUUAUCAAACCCAAAGAAGGUAUAAAUGGUGCCACAUUCCUAUCAUAUACAGUUCCUGACUAGUUGUCUAUUUGAUAUGGUUGAUAUUUUCUAUGGAGAGUGAGAACUGGUAACAAAUUAUGUGUCCUAUUCUCAUAUCCAUAGAUAGAGAGCCCAAAUAAUGUCCUCCUACCAUGGGGGAGAUCAGCCUUGUUCUAAUCAGCAGAAAUAUCCAACUACAUUUGCUUCUGUCUCUUUUGACCUCUUUGCCUGGGAAACCUGUGGCACAUAGUUUUCUGGACUCCAUGGAGGGCUUGAGGGUUAACAAUUCAGAUUACUCUUCGAAAAUUCAGGUAUGUCUUAGCACUUUUAGCUAACCAGUUUAUAGGUUGAUGGGCUACCACUAGUCUUACCGCUGUCCUACCAUCGUGGCUGCCCCUUUUCAUCGUGCUUCAUCUCUAGAGUAGCCAUGUUUAGUUUUCUUAUCCCUUUUUGUUACCUCUCUCACCAAAAUCUAAAGGCAAAAUGUUGUAAUUUGCACCGGAAACCUUUUUAAGCUGCUUUAUUUCUUGGAGAUAAACAAACUAAUGUUUAAUGUUUUGUCUGUCCUGAAUUUGUACCAAAUGGUUAUUUGCAUGUAGUCAGUGUUGCAUAGAAGCACUUUGCUGUUUUCUCCUGUUCUGUGAGCUUGCGUAUGUAAGUUCUAUGAUCUAUGACCAGAAUGAAGUAUGAUGUUGGGUACCCUUGUGCGGGUAACAAUGAACUGCCAGCUUAUAUGAUAAACCAUAUUCUAAACCUUACUGCUCACACUUCGUCUGUUCCUUCACCCAUCCUGGACCUUUUUAUUUAUUAUCCGCUAUGUCAGGAGGUAGUGAAUCACUAUUGUUUUAGUUUUUUGGGAUUGAUUAGCAUUUUAAUGACAAUAAGCACUUCUCUCAGAUAAAUAAGCGGCUAAUUCGUGCUAUUAAGAUCUUUUCCAGAGCUGUUUCUACAGUAGUAAUGGGCAUGUAUCGUAAUUGUUUGUGUCAAAUAAUGUGUUUCUAGAUUAUUAUUUUUUUGUUACAAAUUUAAGUCCUCUAGUGGUAACAAUGCUUUGUCCUAUGAUUCGUGAUGCGUGUUUACCUUUUUUUUGUUAUUUUUGCUUCCUUUGUCACCUUUUUAUGUAUCAGUUAAUAUGUUCUCACAGAAAAUUAUAUAUGAAUAUAUUUUUUUCUAGAGCCUUCUGUAUGUGCCAUGUUCGGCCAGUAUAAAUGAGAUUGUGUGUAUUUGCCCAGACAUUUCCACAUGGUUGAAUGUUUAAAAUUAGGGUCACUCAGAGAUGAUCUAUAGUGACUUGUUUUUCAUAGAAAAAUUCAAGAUGAAUUCCUAUUUUUGAUAGUAAAUGUCAUUUAAUAGUGUAUCUGCCACUGAGUCUCAGUGCAGAUUUCUGCAGAUAUAAAAAAAAGAAAAAAAGAAAACAAUUUUUAAUCUAAACUUAAUUUUACCUCAUACACUGUACAUUCCAAAAAAAGAAGAAAAAACGCUAAACUUUUUAAAAUCUUAUAGGUACACUACCAAACAUAUCACCAUAAAUUGCAAAAUGUUGGACUUCAUAAAAAGGAAAACAUGUAUAAUCGCAUAGAAAUACAUAAACAAUGUAGCAAAAUUCUAUAAAAUCUGUGGAAAAUAAAAGUUGUAUAAU